CGCUGCUGGGCCGUCCUGUGGAGGGCGCUGCGAGGGGCCUUCUUCUGGGCGUGCGACGCCGUCACACUGUGGGGGCUGCAGCAGAACGAGCAACGCCUCCUCCAAGAGCACCGCGACGAGCGCCCCGCCGCACUGCCGUCGUGACCGGGACGGCAACAGGUGCUGGGCCUGCUCGGCCCGGUCGGCAUGGAGGCGCUGUGCGAGAGGUUGUACAGGCACCCCCGCCUCGUGGGCUUCUUCGGGGUGCUGCUCGCCGUCAAGCUGUACUUCAAGCUGACGACGGGGCGAUGCCACAGCCGGCGCCGCCUGGACGGGCUCACGGCCAUCGUCACCGGCGGCAACUCGGGCAUCGGCAAGGAGACGGCCAGGGACCUGGCGCAGCGCGGCGCCCGGGUCAUCCUGGCGUGUAGGAACCUCGUCAAGGCCGAGGAGGCCAAGGCGGACAUCAUCCGCACCACGGGCAACUCCAGCGUGGAGGUCCGGCCGCUGGACCUGAGCAGCCUCAAGUCGGUGCGCGAGUUCGCGGAGGAGAUCGUGACCACCGAGCCGAGCCUGCACAUCCUCGUCAACAACGCGGGCAUGCCGGGCAACCGGGGCAAGCGCUCUGCGGACGGCUUCGACCUGUGCGUGCAGAUCAACCACUUGGGCCACACCCUUCUCACCGUGCUGCUGCUGGACCUGCUGAAGCGGUCAGCGCCGGCGCGGGUGGUGUUCGUGUCCUCCAUGAUGCACUUGAUGUACGCUCGCCUGGACGUAAACGACCUGGUGCACGAGAAGCUGGUGCCGUACGACCACUUGGUGGCCUACUCCAACACCAAGCUGUGCAACAUCCUCACCUCCAACCACCUCGCCAAGAUCCUCAGCGGCUCGGGCGUGACGGUGAACAGCCUCCACCCCGGGGCCGUGCUGACCGACAUCUGGGAGAGGUUGCCGAGCUUGCCGCGGGCCCUCGUCAAGUCCGUCCUGCGCCUCUUCAUGAAGAGCACAGAGGAGGGUGCGCAGACCACCAUCUACCUGGCGGUGUCCGAGGACGUGGAGGCGGUCACGGGGAAGUACUUCUCCGACUGCAAGGAAGUGGCGCCGUCGGCGCAGGCGCGAAACGCGGACCUGGCCCGCGUCGUCUUCGAGAAGAGCUGCGCGCUGGUGGGAGUCCCCGUCCCCGGCAACCCGAGCAGGCUGUGAGCAUGGACAGCGCCCUGGUCCUCGUGGACAUACGGUGGAGUGACCGUCUACGAAUAUCGCUUUUCUUUAUUACAAAAAUUAAAAACAAACAAAUGUAUACAAAAUUUAAGAAAAUUGUGUUCUUAGACAACUAUUUUUGUACACUUUGCUCACGAAGAAAAAUUAAUAAAAACAUCAUUCAUACAAUUAAUCGUA
Messenger RNA from Thrips palmi, 1377 nucleotides. Its product is annotated as retinol dehydrogenase 11-like. The transcript has 8 exons. NCBI's taxonomy places the organism in Eukaryota, Metazoa, Arthropoda, Insecta, Thysanoptera, Thripidae. The record is from RefSeq and is a predicted model, not a curated record. Bases 187 to 1182 code for a protein of 331 amino acids.